Molecule: messenger RNA, 585 nt
Organism: Colletotrichum lupini
Lineage: Eukaryota; Fungi; Ascomycota; Sordariomycetes; Glomerellales; Glomerellaceae
Exons: 4
Coding region: 1-585 (194 amino acids)
Source: RefSeq, a predicted model, not a curated record
AUGCCCCUUGCGUUCCCCCUGCUGGCGAAAUACUCAUACCACCUCGGCCUACGAAAAAUCUUGACCGAUGACAUUUUGGACCCCACGCAGACCCAGAAAUCGGCCAAAAUAUUUCGGCGCCGGUUUCGGAAAAGGCGAACAGCGGCGGGUCUGCCGCGGCACGGUCAUCCGAGAAAGAGGCUCUUGAACGGUGGAUCUGUGUGGGUUCGGCUCGUGGGGACUUCAGGGCCGGCUUGCGGUGAUGUUUCCGGCGCAUAUCCGGGGUGCCAAGUUUCAAGGUUAGUGAUAGGCUACCAUGGGCUCGUGGCCGCUAGGAGGUCCGAUAUAUCGGAGGCUAGGACCUUGAGAUAUUUGACAAUGUCUUUUGCGUGUUUUUCAUCUUCGACCGGCUCCCACUUGGAACACUUUGGCGAAGAAAACCUUCACCUCUACAUGUAUGACGACCAUCUUGCACAACCUCUAAUCCACGACCAUCACAAGUAUGAUCGAGCUUUCAUAGCAGAAUGGGCUCAAUGGAAUGAUUUCUCCAGAGUCAUCCUCUCGCCACAACGAAGCGCGAUACGGAGAGCGAAGUUUCUAUCCUAG